UCAACAUUUAUGUGUGUCAACUUCAAGGCUUAUUACACAGUAAGUAAAUUGGAUAUAAUAAUGAGAAUUGGAUCUUGAAAUCUCUCACAUCUCUGCAACAACAAAGCUCAGAUCUCUUUCACGAUGCAAACUCGAAACUACGACCAAGUCUCUCAAAAAUCACUCAAAAUCAAGCAUGAAGAUAAUAGAUUCUUGUCGAGGGUUGUGUCAAAAGACCCUAAUUCCGCCGCUAACUCCUCUUUUAGAGUGUAUUACGGCGGCGCUGCCGGUGCAAUUCCGUUCAGAUGGGAGUCCCGUCCCGGCACUCCAAAGCAUACUUUCUCAGAAACUUCCAUCCCUCCUCUUACGCCGCCGCCGUCUUAUUAUUCUUCCACUUCACAUUCUACCUUCAAGGCCUCUUCCAAACCAACCCUUUUGAGCUCUAUUUUCCCCCGGCGAACUUUGUCGUCCUUCUCCGCCUCUUCCUCGUCCUCCUGUUCCUCACCGUCGCCGUUCGUUAGACCGAAAUUCUUUAAGCGUCGUCGUCGUCACUCGUUGGAUUCUCAGAGCUUGCCGUUGGAGUAUAACGACAACGACAACGACGGGGAGGAGGCGAUGGGGAGCUCCAAUUCUCCGACGUCGACAUUGGGGUAUGGCGGUUGUUCGGGUAGGGGAUCAUUUUUGGGAGGUUGCUACCAGUUAGUGAGCGUGAAGAAUGCUUUGUUGACCAUUGUUGGGCAUGGAUCUACAACACGAGGCUAAUAAAACCUGAAGUCAGGGGCUGCCGUGCAGUUGCAGGAAGAUGAGAAAUUAAUGUUGAGAAAUACAAAGAAGCUAUGAUCAAAGAAGGGUAGAAUCCACAAAAUUUAUCCUUAUUCAUUUUAAAUAAUUACAUAUUUAU
Molecule: messenger RNA, 880 nt
Organism: Cucurbita moschata (crookneck pumpkin)
Lineage: Eukaryota; Viridiplantae; Streptophyta; Magnoliopsida; Cucurbitales; Cucurbitaceae
Exons: 2
Coding region: 124-741 (205 amino acids)
Source: RefSeq, a predicted model, not a curated record